Molecule: messenger RNA, 1300 nt
Organism: Quercus robur (English oak)
Lineage: Eukaryota; Viridiplantae; Streptophyta; Magnoliopsida; Fagales; Fagaceae
Product: probable 2-oxoglutarate-dependent dioxygenase AOP1
Exons: 3
Coding region: 72-1013 (313 amino acids)
Molecular function (GO): dioxygenase activity
Source: RefSeq, a predicted model, not a curated record
UGUAUUAAUCACCAUUGUCCCAAGGGAGCCUUUGAACUUAGUACCUGAAAUUAAGAAACUAAGCUAGGAUCAUGGGUUCCGAACUGCAGCAAAAGCUUCCAGUUCUAGAUUUCUCGUGUGACAAUUUAAAGCCUGGUACAAGCACUUGGCUGUCAACAAGCAAGGAAGUUAUGCAAGCACUUGAAGACUAUGGCUGCUUUGUCGUUGUUUACGACAAAGCUCCCUUAGAGCUUCGCAAUGAAGUCUUUGGUGCCUUAGAAGAGUUGUUUGAUCUCCCUACAGAAACCAAAAUGAAAAACAAAUAUGAUCAAAAGCCCUUGAAUGGUUAUGUGGGACAAAUUCCCAAAAUUCCUCUCCAUGAAAGCAUGGGCAUUGAUAAUGCUACAACUCUAGAGGGAACUCAAACUUUCACAAAUAUGUUGUGGCCUAAAGGAAAUGAUCGUUUCUGUGCACGUAUGCAUUGGUAUGCAAAGCUAGCAGCAGAACUGGACCAAAUGGUGGCCAGAAUGAUACAUGAAAGCUUUGGUGUAGAGAAAUACUAUGAAUCUUAUAAAGAAUCGAUCACUUACCUCCUUCGAGUCUUGAAGAAUAGAGCACCAGAGGAGAAUGAGCCUGCUCUUGGUUUUGUUGCUCAUACUGACAAGAGCUUCACAACCGUACUUCACCAAAAUCAAAUCAACGGGUUGGAGGUGGAAACAAAGGACGGUGAGUGGAUUACUGUGGAGUAUUCAUCACCUUCAUCCUUCGUAGUAAUGGCUGGUGAUGCACUAAUGGCAUGGAGCAAUGAUAGAAUUCAAUCUCCUAGUCAUCGAGUAAUCAUGAGUGGGAAUGAAGACAGGUAUUCCCUCGGACUAUUUUCGUUCAGCAGCGGGUUUCUACAAGUACCUGAAGAGCUUGUUGAUGACGAACACCCCUUGAAAUAUAAGCCGUUUGAUCAUAUUGGAUUACUACGUUUCUUCAAAGAAGAUGGCAAUAAAUCGAAGUGUCCAAUCAAAGCCUAUUGUGGUGUUUGAAACUAUCUUUUAUCCAAAGAAACCUUGUGUAAUGUCCUGCAUAAUAAACUUACGGCUUGGUUUAUAGGUGUGUUGUAUUAGCAAUGCCGUGAAUGUUUUCAAUUGCUUUGUGCCUUUGGCUUUAUGCUGUGAGUUUUUGGUAAAUUUCUUACUAUAUUAGAUAAGUGAACAUCAUGGUUUAGUCACCUGUAGAAUAACCAUGAAUGCAUGUAUGCCUUGUGCGCCAACAAGAACUUGUCCCUCUUUGUAUUGAAUUACUAAUAAAAACAAUCUUGUUUUGGCCCCAA